Molecule: messenger RNA, 2319 nt
Organism: Belonocnema kinseyi
Lineage: Eukaryota; Metazoa; Arthropoda; Insecta; Hymenoptera; Cynipidae
Gene: Abi
Product: abl interactor 2-like
Exons: 6
Coding region: 264-1697 (477 amino acids)
Molecular function (GO): SH3 domain binding
Source: RefSeq, a predicted model, not a curated record
GCUACAGUUAAUGGUCAAAAGUUUUAUGGGUGCGUGUCAUAGAGUUGACUUUUUUCACUUGUAAACAAUUUGGUAAUUAUAAACUUAUGAAGGCGUAAUAGCUGGUAUUUGAGAUGAUGGCUGAAUACCGAUAAGUCUUCAACCAACCUAUGCAUAUUCCCAAUAAGAAUAACGCCCAGCUUACUAAAAAGUGAGUAUCGUCGAGUGAAACAGGUGCUGGCUCCUGCGGGGUUUCAUCCGGCGUGGGCAGCGACUCUGAAGUCAUGGCUGAACUAGCAGCUCUCCUUCGCCAGGAGAUUCCUGAGGGAAGAGGCAGCCUCGCGGAUAGCCACACGAACCUCGAGCGAGUCGCAGAAUAUUGUGAAGCGAACUAUUUCCAAGCCGAAAAUAAAAGAAUAGCUCUCGAAGAAACCAAGAACUACACGACCCAAUCCUUGGCUAGUGUCGCCUAUCAAAUAAACACCCUUGCAUAUAAUUUCCUUCAGCUUCUUGACUUACAGACUUCACAGCUUGACGAGAUGGAGAGUCAGAUGAAUCACAUUGCUCAAACAGUAAUGAUCCACAAGGAAAAAGUUGCUCGAAGAGAAAUCGGCGUUCUUACUGCCAACAAAAUGACGAGUCGUCAAUAUAAAAUCAUCGCUCCUGCUAAUCCCGAGAAGCCAAUUAAAUAUGUGAGAAAGAGUAUUGAUUAUGCAAUUCUGGAUGAAAUUGGCCAUGGAGUUCGUGGAGGAGGAACUCCGAGAAGCAAACAAAGAGGCGGAAGCCAGGGAAGUGUUCAGAGCCUGGGAGUUGCUUCUCAAAGUUCUGCUCUGGCUGCCACGAUUGUUGGUCCUGCGCCAACGACCAAACCUCCGACACCUCCUCAGAAUGUCAGAACAGGAACUCUUAGUAAAGGAUCUCGAGAGUAUAGAACUCCUCCAGCGGUUGCACCGCCCCAGGUACCUAGCCACUAUGCACCAAAUUAUCCAUUGGGACAUCCGAGACGAGAACGCGGUCCUGGAUACAGCACUUUACCUCUGCAUGCUCAUACGACUCAACAUCCGACUCUCAUUUCCAACCAUAAUACAAUGGCGAAUCCAGGAAGUCAACAUACUCCACCUCCGCAAAUUGGGACCGUUCAUCCCUUGCAGAGUCACCCUCAAACUCCACCUCCAGCUCCACCUAGUGUCACUGGUACAGCGAGUUACACACAAAUACAGGAUCAACAUAAUGGCAUGCCUCUAACGAGCCCACGUCCUAAUUGGCCAUCAAUGGGCACUACAGUAAGGUACAAAGCACCACCUUCACCAUUGGUUGGUAGGAAUUCUGAUGUAGGUGAUUACACAGGACAUCAUACGUUGCCACACAGGUUGUCUCAUCAAGUUAGUCGCAGUAGCGGUGCCAACAGUCCUCCACUGCCUCCUCCACCUCCUCCAGAACAUGAGGAACAUCCUCAAUUUGGGAGACCACAGCAAUCCAGUGGCGCUAUAAUGCCCAUUGUACCAGAUGAAGAAGAUUUACCUGGAUGGGUACCAAAGAAUUACAUAGAAAAAGUUGUGGCAAUCUACGAUUAUUACGCCGACAAAGAAGACGAGCUCAGCUUCCAGGAGAGUUCCGUCAUUUACGUUUUAAAGAAGAACGACGACGGAUGGUGGGAAGGUGUUAUGGAUGGAAUAACGGGGUUGUUUCCCGGGAACUACGUCGAGCCUUGCGUUUAAUUACGUUAACGUGUUAUAUUCUCUCGACACGUUACGAACUUUGUUAGAUUUAUUUCAAUUGCGCACUUACUACUUUAUAUUAAAGGCGCUUUUUUAUUUAUAGAAAACAGCGACUUCUCGAAUAAUUCCGGUCGCUAAACAAAUUUUAGGAAGAACUUUAUUAUACCUUUAUCAUUAAAUAUAUUCCAAAAAAACUACACAAUAGUCUGUAAUAUAGUUUUUAAUAAUAACUUCUACUAUUUAACUCUUAUGUUUCUCAGGUAACUCCUACCUAAAAAACGUGAGUGUCUAUUACUGUAUUAAUGAAUUACUGAAACUUUAAUCUGUUCCCAGAAAUACAAAACUCUUAUCUAGAAUUAUUAUCGUAUUUUUGAAUUAUUGUGACUAAAAAUUGCUAGGCAUUUUUAGAGGUCUUCAAAUACAUGAAGAGUUAAACUGUUAUUUAUAUUAAUACUAUCUUGCUGAAAUAAUUUUUUACUUCGUUUAGAAGGAUUCAUUCAAAUGCCAGAAACGAAAUGACUUUGUAUGCAUUUAUUUGUACGAAUAUUUAGAAACAGUUUUUUUUUCUUGUUCCACUGUUAACUGUUUUAAAGAGGUUACAAUAAAAAUGGAUGAAAAUAUC